AAAUAAAUCCCACUCCCUCCCUCCUUCCCUCUAAAACCCACGAACACUAAACCCCAGGAACUAAAAACAUGCUUCCCUCUCUCUUUCUGCUGCUGCUUCUUGCAACCACCGCAGCCAAAACCAUCUCUUACCCUGCUUUCCAACUCUUCAACGUCAAAGAAGCACUUAUACUUACACAAACACGAACACAAACCUCCCAAUAUCAACAGCUAUUCAUCAACCAGAAUGACUCCCAAUCCCAAGGGAUAUGGAAGCUUAAACUUGUCCAUAGAGACAGAAUAAUUACUUCCAGCAACUCGCUUCACAAUCACACCCACCUUUUUCAUGCACGCAUAAACAGAGACAUCAAGAGGGUGGCUAGCCUCAUCCGUCGCCUUUCAUCCCCCGCUGCCACUUACCAGGUCAACGACUUUGGGGCGGAGGUGGUUUCCGGCAUGAAUCAAGGUAGCGGAGAAUAUUUUGUUAGAAUUGGCGUUGGUAGCCCGCCACGAGACCAAUACGUGGUUAUUGAUUCGGGUAGUGAUAUUGUUUGGGUCCAAUGUCAACCUUGCACCCAAUGCUACCACCAAACCGACCCGGUAUUCGACCCGGCCAACUCCGCAUCCUUCAUAGGCGUGUCCUGUAGCUCCGCCGUUUGCGACCGGGUUGAGAACGCGGAUUGCCAUGCGGGUCGAUGUCGGUACGAGGUGAUGUAUGGCGAUGGGUCGUACACCAAGGGGACACUUGCCCUUGAAACACUUACAUUCGGGCGGGCUGUAGUCCGAAACGUUGCUAUUGGAUGCGGGCACAGGAACCGCGGCAUGUUUGUUGGGGCGGCCGGACUGUUAGGCCUGGGAGGGGGAACCAUGUCACUUGUGGGUCAAUUGGGUGGUCAAACAGGGGGUACAUUCAGUUAUUGUUUAGUGAGUCGGGGGACCGAUUCAACCGGGUCAUUGGAAUUCGGGCGUGGAGCAAUGCCAGUGGGUGCUGCUUGGAUUCCUUUGAUCCGAAACCCACGUGCUUCGAGCUUUUAUUAUAUCGGGCUGUCGGGUCUUGGAGUAGGAGGAGAGAAGGUGGACAUAUCCGAAGAUGUUUUCCAGUUGAAUGAAAUGGGGAAUGGAGGCGUUGUGAUGGACACUGGGACUGCUGUGACAAGGCUCCCCACGGUGGCUUAUGAGGCAUUCCGAGAUGCAUUUAUAGGUCAGACCGGAAACCUGCCUCGGGCAUCCGGAGUAUCCAUAUUCGAUACAUGCUACAACCUAUUUGGGUUUGUAUCGGUUCGGGUGCCAACAGUGUCGUUCUACUUUACAGGGGGGCCAAUCCUGACACUACCAGCAAGGAACUUUCUGAUACCAGUGGAUGACGUGGGGACAUUUUGUUUUGCAUUUGCACCUUCUCCUUCAGGACUUUCCAUCAUAGGGAACAUACAACAAGAGGGUAUUCAGAUUUCUUUUGACGGGGCAAGUGGGUUUGUGGGAUUUGGUCCUAAUGUUUGCUAAGUAUCUGUAAUUAUUCUUAUCAUUAUCAUUAUGUAAAGGAAAUUUUGUCAGUCCUUUCAGUCUAUUGUUAUUACUAGUAUAUACUAUAUUCAUUAGAACGUGGCCUUUUGUUUGCAGAUUAGCUAUCUUGUGUGAAACUAAAGUGAUGCUUUCGAAUAAAAAAAAUGGAUUC
Jatropha curcas is the source of this 1650-nucleotide messenger RNA. RefSeq names its product Eukaryotic aspartyl protease family protein. NCBI's taxonomy places the organism in Eukaryota, Viridiplantae, Streptophyta, Magnoliopsida, Malpighiales, Euphorbiaceae. Gene Ontology annotation, molecular function: aspartic-type endopeptidase activity. Gene Ontology annotation, biological process: proteolysis. The record is from RefSeq and is a predicted model, not a curated record.